UUAAGAAAUUAUAAUCAAAAUUAUCGGAAACGAAUAAUCGUCCUCAUCAAAUGUAUUGAUUCGAUAAAACAAAGACGAAUAGUAUUAUUCUCUUAUAUAUAACAAAUAUUAAUAAGACGAAACAGAAUGGGUGACAAUCAUUAUAAUAAGUAUAGCAAUGAAUUUCAACAUCCAUCACAUUAUCAAGUAAAAGCAAAUGUUACAUCGAACAAUGGUUCGAAUCAACAAUUUGGCUAUGAUGUUAAUGCAGCCAAUCAUUAUCAUCAUUCAAUGGUUGGAGCAAUCGGAACGCCCGGUUUCGAAUCAAAUACACAUUUAAGUUCCUUGUCAAAUUGUGUGAAACGUUUACAAACACAAUUGAAUCAAUAUUUGACAAAGAUUAUUGAUGAAGGAUCAGAUGGACCCACUAAUUAUAAUCUUGGUUCAGGUGAAGUACUGAACAGUCAUCUGAUGGAACAGUAUUCAUCAUCUGGAAUGGGUGGAGGAACAGGAACGACGACAUCAUCAGGGACAACAUCACCGAUUUCUGGUAUAGUUACCGCACCACCUAUGCCAAUAAAUCCAUCCGGUCAUAGUUCAUAUGGUCAUCAGACGGUUCCGAAUAUAGCCGCUGAUCAAGCUGCAGUCAAUAAUGGCUAUAGCUAUUAUAGUAACUAUCCCACAAAUUAUCCGGCUUAUCCAACCGGACCAAAUCCUUAUCAUCCUCAUACACAUCAUCAUCCAGCAAUGACAUCGGCUGUCGAUUAUUAUAAUCAACAAUCACAUCAUCUUUUACAGCAACAACACCCACCACCAUCCUCAUCAUAUGCAAAUUUUCAAGAACCAAAGAGCAAAAAACAAAAAAAUAAAUAAAAGUGAAUAAUCUACAUCCUGUUGGUAGGGGAUUGCAUCUUAUUCUUUUUGUUUGCUUCAUGAAUUUUGCAUUCUGAACUUAAAUAAGGAUCGCUGUCCGGAUGACCGACACACUGAAUCUUUGAACAAUUUUUUCCCUUAAUUUUUCUACUGUAUAUUAUUAUGAACGAUUAUUAUAAAAAUCGUUGAUCAUCGAUUACAAUGUAUUACUAUCAAUUAUAAUUACUAUAUUAUUAACUCUGAUAUGGUUUUAUUAUGAUUCAAUUUGUCUGCUUCGAUCUUAAUAUUUUUUUCCUUCGUUUUUUUUUGUAUUAUUCUUAAUUUUGUCCCAACAUGAUAUUUUUCAUUUUAUAUGUUCAACACAUGCACAUACACACACCAAAAAAAA
Molecule: messenger RNA, 1240 nt
Organism: Dermatophagoides pteronyssinus (European house dust mite)
Lineage: Eukaryota; Metazoa; Arthropoda; Arachnida; Sarcoptiformes; Pyroglyphidae
Source: RefSeq, a predicted model, not a curated record